Rhodotorula graminis WP1 is the source of this 1506-nucleotide messenger RNA. RefSeq lists its product as uncharacterized. The transcript has 2 exons. Gene Ontology annotation, molecular function: tetrahydrofolylpolyglutamate synthase activity; ATP binding; dihydrofolate synthase activity. The coding region runs from base 1 to 1506 and encodes 501 amino acids. Gene Ontology annotation, cellular component: mitochondrion; cytoplasm; cytosol. NCBI's taxonomy places the organism in Eukaryota, Fungi, Basidiomycota, Microbotryomycetes, Sporidiobolales, Sporidiobolaceae. The record is from RefSeq and is a predicted model, not a curated record. Gene Ontology annotation, biological process: folic acid-containing compound biosynthetic process.
AUGCCUGGCGCCAUCUCGCUCGGCCUCGCCCGCAUCAACCGCCUCCUGUACCUCCUCAAGUCGCCCCACUGCGCCACGCCUGUCGUCCACAUCUCGGGCACGAACGGCAAAGGGUCCGUGUCGGCCUACCUCUCGUCCAUCCUGUCGCACAGCCACCUCGCCGUCGGCCGCUUCAACAGCCCGCACCUCGCCGACGAGUGGGACUGCGUUCAGCUCCACGGCCGCACCGUCGACCCGAGCCAGUUUUACGCCGUCAAGCGCGAGGUCCAGCGCGUGUCGCAGCGCGAGGCCGUCGGCGCGACCAGCUUCGAGGUCCUCACGGCGACCGCCUUCUCGCUCUUUGCGCGCGCGCAACCGCCACUCGACGUCGCCGUCGUCGAGGUCGGAAUGGGCGGCGCCGAGGACGCGACCAACGUCGUGCCCGCCGACAAGACGCUCGUCAGCGUCGUCACGGCCGUCGACCUCGACCACCAGAAAUUCCUCGGCGACUCGGUCCACGACAUUGCCCAGGUCAAGGCGGGCAUCGCGCGAGAGGGCGGCGACGUCGUCCUGAGCGCCGGCGAGGCGACGCUUGUCGAGCACGAUGCUCGCGCGUCGACUUCUUGCCUUCCACCUCCACCUCUCGUCUCGAUCCCGCUCGCCCCGACCGCCAUCCACCCGCCCUUCUCGACCUCGACCUCGUCCCCUUCCCCCGCCCCUCUCUCGACCCGCCUCCCCCUUCCCGGCGCGUACCAGCUCUCGAACGCGGCCACCGCCGUCCUCGCCGCACAGCUCUUGCGCACCCUGCCCCGAGCCGUCGCCAUGGUGCCCUCGCUCGAGACGCACGUCACCGACGACUCGAUGCGCGCCGGCGUCGAGGCGACCACGUGGCCCGGGCGGCUCAGCUGGCUGUCGCUGCCGACGCCGCUCUCGGCUGCGUCGACAGGCGCAGUAGCAGAGCCCGCCGCCAGCUCGGCGUCGACUCGGCCCCUCCUUCUCGACGGCGCGCACAACCCCUCGUCGGCCCGCCUCCUCGCCGCCUACCUCUCGUCCCUCCCGCCCUCCUUCCGACCAACCGCCCUCGUGUUCGCCCUCUCGGCCCCUCGCGACCCGACCGACGUCGUCAAGCCGCUCCUCGACGCCCUGGCGGCGAGCGACGAGGAGUGCGGCGAGGCGCGCGACGGCCGAGCGCCCUCAAGGCGGGUCCGUGUCGUGUGCACGGGCUUCUCGCCGCCGGCGGGCAUGGAGUGGGUGCGUGCGACACCGCCGGACGAGCUGGCACGAGCGGUGAAGGCAGUCGUCGACGGCGACGACGACGAGGGCGCGGGUUCGUCGAGCGCGAGCGUCGAGGUGCUCGAGGCGGACGACGUCGAGGCGGCGCUGCGGCUACUCGAGGAGGGCGACGUGGCGGCGGUGGAGCAGGGCCCGGUGGUCGUGGCGGGCAGUCUGUACCUCGCGGCGGACGUGCUGCGACUCGAGCGGCGGCUCGGUGCGGCUCGAGAAGGUGGGCGAGAAGGCGACUCGUAG